Molecule: messenger RNA, 816 nt
Organism: Capronia coronata CBS 617.96
Lineage: Eukaryota; Fungi; Ascomycota; Eurotiomycetes; Chaetothyriales; Herpotrichiellaceae
Product: dihydrofolate reductase
Exons: 1
Coding region: 1-816 (271 amino acids)
Cellular component (GO): cytoplasm; nucleus
Source: RefSeq, a predicted model, not a curated record
AUGCCUUCCGCAAAAGACUCGACGCCUACGUUUAGAGUGUUAAUGCUCCACGGCUACACACAGAGCGGCCCUUCAUUCCACGCAAAGACGAGAGCUCUGGAAAAGCACCUACAAAAGGCAUUGCCGGGCAUAUCAUUAAGCUACCCCACGGCACCUUUACAGCUGAAGCCAAGCGAGAUUCCGGGCUUCGACCCCAGUACCAGCGAAGAUCCUGACAUUAUUGAAGCCUAUGGCUGGUGGCGCAAGUCCGACUCCGAUCCUCCAGAGUAUGACGGACUUGACCAAGGGCUGGAAACAGUGGCCAAAGUCAUCGAGGCAGAAGGACCAUUUGACGGAGUCAUCGGGUUCUCUCAAGGUGCAGCUCUAGCAGCCAUGGUCGCAUCGUUGCUCGAGGGGGACUCGAGGAAGCGCGCUUUCGAGAAAGCUCAAUCGAAGUCACCUCUGGCGAUCCCAUUUCCAGCAGCUUUUGCCCGAUUAAGCCAUCCCCCUCUCAAGUUUUGUAUCUCAUACUGUGGCUUCAUUGCUCCAGGGGAGAGAUAUCGAGGCUUCUACGAAGAUCCCAAGAUCCAGACACCUGUUUGCCACUUCAUCGGCAGUCUUGACAGUGUGGUGGACGAGAUGAGAACAGAGGCCUUGGUGCAAGCUACUGGCGGUCCAGAAAAGACUCAAGUCGUGACGCACCCUGGCGGACAUUUCGUCCCGAACAGGAAACAGUAUCUUGACACUGUUGCAACCUUCAUAAAGCAGAACAUGUUGUCAAAAGACGGCGAGGGAGAAAAGGAAGAGCGGGUGGAGGACAUGGAUGUUCCAUUUUGA